Molecule: messenger RNA, 3801 nt
Organism: Girardinichthys multiradiatus
Lineage: Eukaryota; Metazoa; Chordata; Actinopteri; Cyprinodontiformes; Goodeidae
Product: equilibrative nucleobase transporter 1-like
Exons: 14
Coding region: 412-1872 (486 amino acids)
Biological process (GO): transmembrane transport
Molecular function (GO): transmembrane transporter activity
Source: RefSeq, a predicted model, not a curated record
AAUGUUUCACUCAGAUGUAGCAAUGCUGUGGGUUUAAAAACUGCUUUUAAAGCAAAUAUUGCGUCAACAUUCCACUUCCAAGCUUUCUUUGGCUGACGGGUCUUUUGGACCUGGGGGAAAUCCGGGAACAGCGUGUGCGUCCCGCCCGCCCUAUACGCGGUUCUGUGGGUCCUUCCUGUCGGCUUUCAGGGACAAUAGGGCCGCUUUAGGAGAUCACAACAACACACCACCUACUUACCAGCAAAUUAUCCCAAGAGAUGAAGAAAACAUGAGCUGGAAGAUUAAUCAUGUUACAGAUCAAGUUGGUAGGAAGCAGCUGCAGAGACCGAAACCACGGGACACAUUUGCACAAAUGCCGGUGAAGAUGUGUCUGUGAAUUUUCUGCUGCUGAGUGUUUGCAUCUGAGUGACCAUGCCGGGGCUAGAGAACAAUCUGUCGGUGCGACGCUGCCUCACCUUCGCUACGGGUCUGGUGGAGUGUCUCUGUUUUGCUGGAGCCGUGUUUGGAUGGGCUUCCCUCGUUUUUGUCCUCAAGGAGGACCGUUACUUCAGCUCUCUGUGCGUUAAUGCCACAGGACUGAACAGCACGCAAACUCUGGACUGCAGUGCACAGGAUGAACAGUUCUCACUGAUUUUCACCAUCGCCUCCUUUAUGAACAACUUUCUGACGCUGCCCCACGGUUUCCUCUUUGAUCGAUUUGGUACCACAGUGACUCGACUCUAUGGAAUAUUUUUUUACAGUAUGGGUAGUUUGAUGGUGGCUUUCUCCUCAUCAGCUCUGGCCUACCUACUCUUUCCGGCUCUCUCUUUCCUGGCUGUCGGAGGCAUCUUAUUUUUAAUGACAAACAUGCAGGUUGGAAACCUGUUCGGCUCCCGUCGCUCCACCAUCAUCACUCUUUACAACGGGGCAUUUGAUUCUUCCUCAUCGCUCUUCCUCAUCAUCAAGCUGUUACAUGAGUCUGGCGUCUCUCUUCGUGCUGCCUUCCUCUUUCUGUCCGCCUGCAGUGUCAUUCACAUCCUCAGGACCUUCCUCCUGCUCCCCAGAAAAUGUAUUCCUUACCCACUGCCUGAUCGCUACACAUAUGGAGUCUCUUGUGGAGAAUCAAAGGCUGCGAACACAGAGGUGGCAGCAAACAGUCAGACACAUUCAGCAGCUGAAGAAACACCUCUCACAAUGAAUGCUCCUGUCAAACAAGAGAGGACUUUCCGUGAGUGUUUGCUGUCCAAGUUCUUUAUCUGGCACCUUCUUUGGCUGUCGGUGAUGCAGCUCAGGCACUACCUGUUCAUCGGCACCCUCAACCCCAUGCUGCAGAGGCUGACAGAAGGAGAGCCCUCACUGGUGAGCCAGUACACUAACGCCUUUGCCAUUACCCAGCUGUGUGGGGUGCUGUGUGCUCCCUGGAACGGACUCUUAAUGGACAGACAUAAAGGCAAACCUCGAGCUGCAGGAGAAACUGAGCAGGAAGCUGACUUGCGGGCCUCAGUGCUUUCUUUAUUCCUGACGGCGCUGCAGUGCGUGUUGUUCUCCCUGUGUGCCUCCACCCCCUACCUGCCGCUGCAGUACCUCACCUUCAUCCUGCAGGUGCUAAACCGCUCCUUCCUCUACGGUGGCAACGCAGCCUUCAUCAGUUUGGCAUUCCCAUCGUGCCACUUUGGGAAGCUGUAUGGUCUGGUCAUGGCUCUGUCUGCAGUGUUUUCUGUGCUGCAGUAUCCCUGCUUUGCUCUGGUGAAAGGAGCUCUGGGUGGAGAUCCUUUCUACGUUAACAUCGGCUUGACGCUUCUCAGCCUGCUGGCCUUCAUACAUCCCUUCUUCGUCUACAUGCACUGUCGAAAUCUCGCCACUGAGAGAGCAAAGAGCAAAACCUCAUCCUAAAGAGUUUGAAACAAGAUCGGUGACUAGUGUUUAAAGCUUAACACCUCGGACAGUGUUAUAUGUGUUGUCCACAUAUGAAUGCAUACCAUUUCCUCACUAGAAGCCAAAACAACCUUAUCUCCAGUACAUUAAGUGAUCAUUUCCACAGAUCAACCUAACUUAGUUUAAGACAGAUUUCUGCCUAUAGAUUGUCCUAAAUUUCCCACAGAGGACAAUUAAAGGCCUAAAAUUACAAAUCCUGGCUGUAAGAGUGUCAAGUUGAACAGUUUAGGGCCUAAAACUGCCCAUCUGUAAACUCAGGAGCAACCAGCUAACUGGAAACCGAAGCCUACCCCCUCAUGCAGCUCUAAAAGACCCGUUGAUAAGACAGGGCCCGUAUUUUAUCGACACACUCAGCAUAUUAGCAUAAAACGUCAACAUUUACACAAAUAGGAUCAGAUUUCACUCCUUAGUCUAGCAGCAUUUAAAUGUACGUUUUACAGUUCAGGGAUAAAAGGCAUGCAUAACUGAUAAUAAGUCAUUAAAGCCUUACAUGUGGAUAAAUAUCUAUAAUGUUGAACUUACCUUAAAGCUGGCUUUUACUGCUAUUCAGGGUUCUUUUCUAGGGUAAAAAUUGUCUUUUAACAGAUAGUAUUUGAAUUAAAACCUGCCAUCCAUGAAUGCACCCUCACUAUGUGGUUGUGUUAUAUUUCACUGCACUCUGGAUAAUGAAAGGGAAAUUAUAUCCAUCCAACCAGAUUACUAAGCAUCCUUUAAAAUGAAAAAUAAAAGAACUAAAUAUAAAAAUGACAGAACAGAUUUCAGAAGAAGAGUUUGUUUCUCUUCUUUACCUUUUUCAAGUUUCAUAUUAUUUUAACAAGACUGUUUUUAUGUUUACUCAUUUAUCUGAUGCUUGAAGUAACUCUUUUUCCCUUUUCUCAUAGUUUUACCAAAUUUGUUGCAGAACUUUUCAUCAGUAUGUCUUGAUACUUAGUUACAUGGUGCUACGAUAUGUUAUGUAGGUCAUGCAUUUUUUCUUCUAAUGCAAAAUUUCUGUAAAGCUAAACAGUUAAUGUUGCUUAUUUUACACAGUCCUACUUAAAUUAGAAAUAUGUUGUGUACUGUUUGUGUACUAAUGGUAGUUUGCCAUUUAUUGCUAAAAGGGAAACGGCACUGAGGCUAGUAAACCUUUUAAUGAUCAGUUAUGUAGAAAGGGAAACAACUCUGCCCUCUACUGGCUGCACAGCAGAUUAAUUUCACUCAGCAGGCUCUGCAGAACCAAAAUAACAUCAGAACAAACAUAAUUAGUGAGGAUGUGUCUGUGCCUGGUACAUGUUUGGAUUAAAACAUGUUUGUAACGAGCUGGGUAGAGUAGCUGGAAAUUGUACUCAAGUAAGAGUAGCUUUACUUCAAAAUAAUAUUACUCAAAAAUUACUGUAAAAGUAAAAUUCGGUGCAGUAAAACUACUCUUGUUACAUUCUCUUCAAAAAGUUACUUAAGUAAAUGUAACUAUUUACUACAGAUCUCUAAUAAGAUGAAGUAAAGUUUUUGUCCUUUAUGUGGAGUCUUAUAAUUUAAUUUUUUUAUAAUAAAUCAUGAAGAUAUAUCAAUAUACUGUACUAAAACAUUUAAAGGAUAAAGGGACAUUUUUUAAUUGCCAAUGUAAGUGUCAAACUAAAGCUGAUCAGUAUUCUUUUAAAGAGAUAUUAUUAAAAAUCAAAUGUAUGUAACAUCACUUAACAAAAUGUAGCUUUUGAUCAACUGUGUGAUAAACGGAAUUGAUGUUUUUAAACCUCACCCUCUGGUGCUUUUCUUAAACUGAGGUCAACUGCCAUCUACAGGUCAUGAAACAAAGUGCAAGUGUACCAUUGUUUUUAUCACACUUGACUAAUAAACAUGUUUUACAUACAACCAUCCAGCUCUGCCUGAAUAAAAACUGAUUAUAUUUCA